CAACAACAACAACAAGAGAUCAUUGCGACGCAGAGAGAAGCUUCAUUACACUAUUUUAAACCACGGGUUUAUUUACAUAAACCAGGGCUGGUUUAAGGUUAAACCGGCUGUUUUAAGUUAAAGUGGAUGUUAUAAACCGGCACUGGAGUAUUAUAUGAGCUGAUGCAGUUGAAAAAUAAUAUGGCGACGAGGGAGAAGGUUCACAGUCUGAGGUUCAACCAGGAUCAAGAUUGUUUUAUAUGCUGUAUGGACUCGGGUGUUCGAAUAUACAAUGUGGAACCUCUCGCCGAGAAGGCGCAUUUACGUGAGAGUCUGUUUGGCAGCGUUGGACAUGGAGAGAUGCUACACCGAACCAAUUUGCUGGCGCUGGUGGGCGGAGGGGCAGUGCCAAAGUACGCUGACAACACUGUUCUGAUUUAUGAUGAUUGCACGUCAAAGCUGGUCCUUGAGUUUACAUUCUCGACCCCAGUAUUAGCUGUCCGAUUCAGGAAAGACAGAUUAGUGGUCGUUUGCCGGCAGCAGAUACACGUCUUCUCGUUCCCACACUCGCCUCGGCGACUGUUUACCUGUGAGACACGGGAUAAUCCCUUGGGAUUGUGUGAGGUGUCCCCACUCCCUUCCGCUGACAGACAUAUACUCUGCUUUCCCGCCCACAAGCUUGGUGCUGCGCAACUUGUGGAUCUUCUAACAACAGAAUCAACGGUCUCACAAGCACCACUUACUGUACAAGCGCAUCAGAGUGAACUAGCUUGCCUUAGUGUCAACAGCGAAGGCACGCUAUUGGCCACAGCAUCACACAAAGGUACACUUAUUCGAGUGUGGGACACUGCUCGGAGGGUGCUGCUAGCCGAGCUUAGGAGAGGCUCCGACCCAGCUACAGUAUACUGCAUCAACUUCAGUGGUGACAGCGAAUUCUUGUGUUGCUCCAGUGACAAGGGAACCAUCCAUAUCUUCGCCCUCAAGGACACGCGGUUGAAUCGACGCUCAACAUUUUCCCGUAUGGGCUUCCUGGGAGGGUACAUGGAGUCACAGUGGGCACUGGCCAACUUUACAGUGCCACCGGAGUGUGCCUGUGUCUGCGCCUUUGGUGCCAACUCUACUGUCUAUGCUAUCUGCGUGGACGGCACAUUCCACAAGUACGUCUUCAAGGCCGAUGGCUGCUGCAACCGUGAGUCCUUUGACGUGUACCUGGACCUGGUCACCGAUGAGGAGUUCUGAGUGCUGAGAUACCUUGAGUUGCACAGCAGAUACCAGCACUUUGCAGGGUUAUUAGAGAUAUACCAUGACACAGAUAUACACAGAUAUACCAAGACUUACAAUACACAGCAAAUAUACCAAGACUUACUAUACACUGCAGAUACACAAAGACUUACUAUACACAGCAGAUAUACCAAGACUUACUAUACACAACAGAUAUACCAAGACUUACUAUACACAACAGAUAUACCAAGAUUUACUAUACACAACAGAUAUACCAAGAUUUACUAAACACAACAGAUAUACCAAGACUUACUAUACACAGCAGAUAUACCAAGACUUACUAUACACAGCAGAUAUACCAAGACUUACUAUACACAACAGAUAUACCAAGACUUACUAUACACAACAGAUAUACCAAGACUUACUAUACACAGCAGAUAUAAACAUUUUUGUGCAGAAUUCAGCAUUAUUUACAGUUUAUUAUUUAGCAUCUUAUCACAAGUAUAUAUCGCCAUACAAAUUGGUGCAUGACCCCCAAGGUUUGGUGCUUUCCCGUAAAUGUGUGUUAUACACACAUCAUUCUUCGCCAAGAAACACUAAAGCCGUAGGGGUCGUCUAGCAUGGCGUUAAUGGGAGGUAUUCUGGUUUGAUCUGAGGAAUGGGAAGGUGAUCAUUAACUAGACUGUUGUACGCUUUUUUUUUCAUCCAUAUUUGAGAUAAUCACAUCUGAUCCAAGGAAGAGGAGGCAAGAUCAGAGUCCUUGGAACCAGAGCUCUCUCACUGACAUCAAGAUGUCUCACUUGCAGGAAGCAUCAAGUUUAAAUUAAUGUCUCUCAGACUUAAAACUUAAAGGUAAUUAAUGUCACUGACUUAAAACUCUUAAAUUUAAGGGCAAUUAAUGUCAUUGGCAUUAUUAUUGAUGUUAUCAUCAUUGUUAAUAUUGUUAAUAGUAAUAAUAUUUUAUUUCAGUUUUUGCAUUAAUCAUCCUUGAAAUUAAGGGUAAUUAAUAUGUCUCUGCCUUAAAACUCUUAAAAUUGAAAGUUCAACAUAACUUUUUUUUUCAGUGAAUAUAAAUUUUUUUCUCUUUUUGGCCAUAAAAAGUAUUGAUCAAUAUACUGUGAAGUUUUAUUGCUAACUUUCAUAAUACAACAUAAACAACACUUACAAUGUCUGUACAGUGGAACCCGGGUUUUCGUACGCCCUAGUUUGUAUGUAAAACUACAGUGGACCCCCGGUUAACGAUAUUUUUUCACUCCAGAAGUAUGUUCAGGUGCCAGUACUGACCGAAUUUGUUCCCAUAAGAAAUAUUGUGAAGUAGAUUAGUCCAUUUCAGACCCCCAAACAUACACGUACAAACGCACUUACAUAAAUACACUUACAUAAUUGGUCGCAUUCGGAGGUAAUCGUUAUGCGGGGGUCCACUGUAUAGUUAUUCUCUAUAAAAUGUAUUUUUUUUUUUAAUAUUUUUGGGUGUCUGGAAUGGAUUAAUUGGAUUUACGUUAUUUCUUAUGGGAAAUAUUAACAAAAAAUACAUUUUAUAGAGAAUAACUAUAGUUUUGCAUACAAACUAGGGUGUACGAAAACCCAGGUUCCACUGUACAGACGUUGUAAGUGUUGUUUAGAGCAGAGGUCGGGGAACGGGGAUAAAUUACCUCAAAUGGGGUAAAAAUGAAAAUCUGUGGGGUAACAAAGCUCAAUAAACAUAAUUAAAACUGCACAAAAAAUUAUUAUUUAACCCCUUCAGGGUCCAAGGCCCAAAUCUGAAGUGGUGCCCCAGUGUCCAAGAAUUUUCAAAAAAAAAAAAUUUGUUAUUUUUUCUUAUGAAAUGGUAGAGAAUUUUUUUGUGAAGGUAAUAAAACAAAAAGUACGAAAUUUGAUGGAAAAUUGAUGAAAUUAUGCUCUCGCGAAUUUUGAUGUGUCAGCGAUAUUUACGAAUCGGCGAUUUUGCCGACUUUGACUCCCAUUUUAGGCCAAUUACAUUAUUCCAGUCAACCAAAUUCUUAGCUAUUUCACUAGUAUUACUUCUAUUCUAUCGAUUGAGCACAAGAAAUCGCCAAGUCAACUGUUUCAACUACAAAUUAAAGUGAUCGGAAAUUGUUAAUUUGGCCAAUUUAACACAAAGUUCAAAAUACAUGUAUUCCAAUUUCAAAAUAGGGUCCAGAAUAAACAAUGUAGGUAUUCCUGGAACUAAACUAACAUUUCCUCUGUUCAUUAGUUAUGUUUUGAGGCUUUACAAAUAAAUUCCAUUUUGAUUUUUUAUUCACAUAAUGAAUUUUUAUUCACACCAAAAAAUAGAAGAUUUACUGUUAUGCAAUACUGUAAUAAUUGUAUAGAUAUCAUCACCAUAUUUGUGAAUGCAUAUUAGACCCACCAGCUGGCGUGUAUUAGACGUGUGAGGUCGUUUGUUUACUCUUGAAUAUCGGCAAAAAUUUAACAUUUCUGCUACUUUGAGCUCAGUUUCAAGCCAUUUCCAGUGCUAAAACCAAUCAAAAUCAUCUCUAUUCCUGUAAUAUGUCUUCCAUUCUAUCAAAUGAGACCAAGAAAUCGCGAAUAGAACUAUAAAAAACAUAGGAAAAACACUGCAAAGUCGCUCUUUUAAUCGAAAAAUCAUGAUUUCAGUUUUUUCUCUCAUUAUACACAGCGUGCUGCAGGAUCUGUUUUAUGUGGUGCACACAUACCACAUAGAUGUAUUCUCUCAUAUCUAGGCCCAAAUGUACCACUCACAGUUUAUCAGAGUGAGCUGAGCUCAUGAUGUAGAUCUACGGUUUGGACCUUGAACGUAAAGCCGUAGAUCUACGGGACGGACCCUCAAAGGGUUAAUAAGCAAGGCAAAUUAUGGUGCUUUAAGGCAAGUGGCAGCUGGGCCACAGGAGCUGCAGUCCCCCACAGAUGCUCACUGCCAGACGUUUGACUUCAACCUUAUGCUAAAAUAAUUUGCAACUGACAGGCCGGACUCGAGUCCUGGAGAUGGGAAGUACAGUGCCUGCACUCUGAAGGACGGGUGUUAAUGUUGCAGUUUAAAAACUGUAGUGUAAAGCACCCUUCUGGCAAGACAGUGAUGGAGUGAAUGAUGGUGAAAGUUUUUCUUUUUCGGGCCACCCUGCCUUGGUGGGAAUCGGCCAGUGUGAUAAUAAAAAAAAAUAAAAAAUAUUACAGAAAAUAUCUGUUGUAUAUUGUUUUCAAUGUAUUUAUAAGCAAAUUUUUAAUUUUUCUGUUGAAAUGAGAUAAUAAUUAAAAAUAGAAUAAGUUUGUUGCUAUACAAUAGUAUAGGUAUUAUUGGUACUACGAAACACCACUGUUUAUGGUAUACUAUACACACUCUUCAGCUUGUAUGGCUGUAUUCUCCAUACAGAUAGAUUCCAUAAACUAUUCCCACAAGCAGUGGUAUUCAUUGCGCGGCUCGCAAGCCGCCAAUAACAAGAUAUGCAGGCUAAUAUUACCAUAUCUAAUUUUUCUCAUUUACUAUAUUGCACUAGCAGCUCAGUACUACUUAAUUUAGUUGAGUUACGCUAACUUGCAGUAGCUGCGGCUCUCUCAAUCAAUGUGUUUAACCGAAGUGGCUCUCUUGCAAAAAUUAGUGAAUAACAUGGCCCACAAGGAAGGUUCCUUGACGCUGGUGAGGGGCUCUUGCUCUAGGGAAUUGGAUCUGUGCUCCAGUUCCCUGAAUUAAGCCUUAAUACCUUCCAUUCUUCCCCCCCAGGUGCUGUAUAAUCCUAUGGGUUAAGCACUCCCCUUUCAUUAUAUUAUUAUAAUCAAGGGGUAGCACUAAUCCCGUAGGAUUAUACAGCACCUGUGGGGGGAUGGAAGGUCUCCAGGCUUAAUUCAGGGAACUGGAGCACAGAUCCAGUUCCCUAGAUCAAGAGCCCCUCACCAGCAUCAGGGAACCUUCCUUAAGUAAUUGGCAAAGGUGAAGUAUUUGAAGAUCAGAGACCAGCGAGUGUCAGGAGCAUCAGAGGCAGAGUCAGUAAGGCUGAUGGGAAGACCAGCGAGUGUCAGGAGCAUCAGAGGCAGAGUCAUAAGGCUGAUGGGAAGACCAGCGAGUGUCAGGAGCAUCAGAGGCAGAGUCAGUAAGGCUGAUGGGAAGACCAGCGAGUGUCAGGAGCAUCAGAGGCAGAGUCAGUAAGGCUGAUGGGAAGACCAGCGAGUGUCAGGAGCAUCAGAGGCAGUCAGUAAGGCUGAUGGGAAGACCAGCAAGUGUCAGGAGCAUCAGAGGCAGUCAGUAAGGCUGAUGGGAAGACCAGCGAGUAUCAGGAGCAUCAGAGGCAGUCAGUAAGGCUGAUGGGAAGACCAGCAAGUGUCAGGAGCAUCAGAGGCAGUCAGUAAGGCUGAUGGGAAGACCAGCGAGUAUCAGGAGUGUCAGAGGGAGGCAGAGUCAGUAAGGCUGAUGGGAAGACCAGCGAGUAUCAGGAGCAUCAGAGGCAGAGUCAGUAAGGCUGAUGGGAAGACCAGCGAGUGUCAGGAGCAUCAGAGGCAGAGUCAGUAAGGCUGAUGGGAAGACCAGCGAGUAUCAGGAGCAUCAGAGGCAGAGUCAGUAAGGCUGAUGGGAAGACCAGCGAGUGUCAGGAGCAUCAGAGGCAGUCAGUAAGGCUGAUGGGAAGACCAGCGAGUGUCAGGAGCAUCAGAGGCAGAGUCAGUAAGGCUGAUGGGAAGACCAGCGAGUGUCAGGAG
Molecule: messenger RNA, 5868 nt
Organism: Cherax quadricarinatus
Lineage: Eukaryota; Metazoa; Arthropoda; Malacostraca; Decapoda; Parastacidae
Product: WD repeat domain phosphoinositide-interacting protein 4
Biological process (GO): protein localization to phagophore assembly site; protein lipidation; autophagy of mitochondrion
Cellular component (GO): cytosol; extrinsic component of membrane; phagophore assembly site membrane
Molecular function (GO): phosphatidylinositol-3-phosphate binding; protein binding; phosphatidylinositol-3,5-bisphosphate binding
Source: RefSeq, a predicted model, not a curated record